This is a messenger RNA of Paralichthys olivaceus (Japanese flounder), 1033 nucleotides long. NCBI's taxonomy places the organism in Eukaryota, Metazoa, Chordata, Actinopteri, Pleuronectiformes, Paralichthyidae. The record is from RefSeq and is a predicted model, not a curated record.
CGCUGGGCUGCUCCGUCAUGAAUAUUCAGUGAGGAGCGACGGGACUUCUCGGUUUACAACAGAGCGCGUCCGUGCGCGUGGUGGGAACGGUAGCAAGAUGGCGGCGCUGAAGGAGGAGCAGUGCUACGGACUGUCCUGUGGAAGAGUGAGCAACGGCAGCAAUGUCUCCGUCUUCCACGUUAAACUCACUGACAGCGCGCUGAGGGCCUUCGAGGGCUACCAGAGCGGCAAGGUGCUGUCAUCACGACCAUUGAUCAGAUUUAAUGGAAAUCAAGGGAAGAUUUCAAUACCACGGUCAGAAAAUACCAGUGAACUGCAAACGUUUACUUUCUACCUGUCGAAUGUGGGCAGAGAUAACCCCCAGGGAAGUUUUGACUGCAUCCAGCAGUACAUCACCAGUGAAGGGAGCAUUCAGCUGGAUUGUUUGGGAUGCAUCCAGGACAAGAUUACAGUAUGUGCCACAGACGACUCCUACCAGAAGGCCAGGGAGAACAUGGCCCAGGUUGAGGAGGAGACUCGCAGUAGGAGUGCCAUCGUCAUCAAGCCUGGGGGGAGAUACGUGGGCAAAAAGGUUCAGAUACGGAAACCGGCACCUGGACUCUCAGACAUUGCCCCAUCGCGGACAACAUCUAGGCCCGUCCUCAUCUCCAGCAAUGCUCUGAAGAAAGGCGCGACUCAGAACCGGCCACUCAGAGAACGUCUCAUACACUUGCUGGCCCUCAAGCCUUACAAGAAGCCUGAGCUGAUCCUAAGGUUGCAGAAAGAUGGCCUCUCACUUUUAGACAAAGACUCCCUAGACAGUCACCUGCAACAGGUGGCAAACCUGAAUGGGAGAGACAGCACCUUCACAUUGAAGGACUUUUUGUAUAAGGAAGUUCAGAAGGACUGGCCGGGCUACACAGAAGGAGAUCAGCAGCUUCUCAAGAGAAUCUUGUUUAGGUACGUCAGGCAUGUGGAUCACUCUCACUUGAAAACCCACAUGUCACCCUGCUGCUACAAAUUUAGACCAGCUUAACAGUUGAUCUUAAAACAU